UCGCCAUUUUCUUGUCGUCGAAAGCGAGCAGAGAACGACGGCAGGCGGCGUCCGAAUUAAAAACACGAAAGUGGCGUUAUUUUUCACCGAGUCAGGGCAGAACAGUUAGCUACAGUUAGGUAUAUGAGUUAAUGGACUGCCUGUUGAUCAAUGGUUACGGUAUUGAUAAGGCUGGUGUAGGUUUCACCGGGUCGCAAAGCUCAAAGAUGGACGACAAGGCGGCGAGGGAAGAUGCCUGCCGAGAGUACCAGUCCUCGCUCGAAGACCUGACGUUCAACAGCAAGCCGCACAUCAACAUGCUGACCAUUCUGGCCGAGGAAAACCUCAACUUCGCCAAGGAUAUCGUCGCAAUUAUUGAAGCACAAAUAAGCAAGGCCCCACCCACCGAGAAGCUUCCAGUUUUGUACUUAGUGGAUUCCAUAGUGAAGAAUGUUGGAGGAGAGUACCUUGCAGUGUUUGCUAAAAACCUAAUCACUUCAUUUAUAUGUGUCUUUGAAAAGGUGGAUGAAAACACUAGAAAGAGUCUGUUCAAGUUACGAUCGACGUGGGACGACGUGUUUCCUCUGAAGAAACUGUACGCGCUGGACGUCCGGGUCAACUCUUUGGACCCGGCCUGGCCCAUCAAGCCGCUGCCGCCCACCGUCAACGCCAGCAUUCACGUCAACCCCAAGUUUUUAAAACAGUCUGAGGAGGCAUCCUCCCCACCGCCAGCGCCCUCCCAGCCCACUCCCGCUCCUGCUCCUACUCCUGCUCCCACUCCCGCUCCUGCUCCUGCUCCUGUUCCUGCUGCUGCUCCACAGGCAGCCCCUGCCAUCAGCCAGUCCAGCCUGACCCAGGAGCAGCUGAUCCGGCAGCAGCUGCUGGCCAAACAGAAGCAGCUUCUGGAGCUUCAGCAGAAGAAGAUCGAGCUGGAGCUGGAGCAGACCAAAGCACAGCUGGCUGGUGGAUUUGCAUUACCAACACCGGCUCCGGUCUCCACUACGGCACCACUGAGCACGGCGCCAAAGCCCAUCAGCACGGCUGCCCCUGUGGUCCGACCCUGGAUCCCUCCUCAGACUCAGUCCGAUGCCAAGCCAUCCACCAGAGACCCUCGUCUGAACCGCAGUGGCACCCCAGCUGCCUCGCAGCCCAAAGAACAGCCCGCUGGGAGAAAAGACACUCCCUCCACAACAGGAAGUCCUGCCCCGACACCCGAGAAACGACUGCCAGAGAAAUCCACCCGGCCGGACAAGGCCAGAAUGUCGAAGAAAGAUGUGUUAGAGGAGAAGCCAAAGUCCAAGUCGCCGUCUCCGAUGGCCAAAAGUGUCCAGAGCAAAAACAAACAGGUGGAGACUGAGAAUCAGAAGUCAGCCGACGGCACGAAGAAAGAUCCCAGGCUUAGGAAGCGCACUCAGGACAAGACUGGCGACGCCAAGGACGACGAACUGAAGGAGAAGAAGAGAUGCAGUGACAAGAAGGAGCGAGAGGAGGUGGCACAGGCGGCAGAGCCUCACAGGUCCAACAAAGGGAAGCUGGUGAACGGCUCAGUGACCAAACACACCCGCGAGGAGUCCACAGAGAAGAUUGAGUUCAAGACUGGAGGUAACGCCCGAACGCACGCCAGGAAACGCACCCGGUCUCGGUCCAGGUCGCGCUCCCCCACCUCCUCCCCGAAGAGGAAGGACAGGCGGUCGCCCAAGGGCAGAGCCAGGAGCAGCUCAAUGUCCCCGUCACCCUCUCACAAACCAGGCAAACCCAGAAGGGUCCGUGCAGACGAACCUCAGCACCUCAAGCCUGGCCGAGAGGACCGGCUCGCUCCCAAGAAGAGCCAAUCAGACAGCAGGAGGUCAAAGAGGCCGUCGGAGGACCGGCACUCUGAGUCCAGAGACUCUCAUUCCCCGCGUAGCCACGACGGUGGUGGCAAGGAGACCAAGGACGCUCCUCACCGCUGGAGGAGCGGCUGGGAGGAGAACAAACACCUGAAGCUGUCAGAGGACUCUCACAUGAAGCCUGUACCUCAAAGACACAAACCGUACAGCACCCCGAAUCGCCCCACCACCCCCCGAACCCCGAAGCACCGCCUCAGCGUGGACGCCAACCUGCAGAUACCUGAAGUCCUCAACUCGGCCUCCAAGAAGGACCUGCUCAGGAGAGCCAGUAAGCGUCUGGAGAGUGGGGAGAUUUCCCAGGAGGACUUCUUGAACAUGGCCCACCAGAUCAAACAUUUCUUCCAGUAUCAGGAGGAGAAGCAGCAGCACUCGGAGAGCUGGGACGACUCCAUCGACUUCUCCGCCAAGAAACAGUCGCUGCUGACCACGCCCCCCUCCACUCGCCCCCACGACAGCAUGAACGCGGCAGAGCUGUCAUACUACGAGCACAAGUCCAAACUGAGAAAGACUCAGGUCACUCACCGAGUGGCCGGGGAGGAGUGGGAGGGCCAGGAGAGUCCAGAGGAUGCUGAGGGUUCGGGACAGGGUGAGAAGACGAGCGGCGGCCGAACCGCCGGACACCCGUCAUCACAUAAAUACAGCCGGGGGCCACGGGACAGACAAGGUGAAAGGCGGAGUAAAGAGCGCGAAGAGCUGCGACCUCCGCUGGGCCCCAUGAUCGAGGAGUACAACCACGGCAAAGAGUUCCCCACUCUGAAAUCUCUGCCAGGCCUUCGCUUCAGGAGGAGAGCCGACCCCAGAGAGUCCAGUGACAGAGAGUGGAACUCGCCUCUGACUGAGCGCCAACGUUACGACGAACGUGAAGACCAGAAGAGCGGAUAUGAUGCUCCACGGAGGUACGCCCCCACUGUCGACCCCAGACACCCUGACCCUCGUAGGCCGGAGGGACCCCCGCCCUCUGGCACAGUGGUCCACAGGAACUGUCCGAGCCCGGCCGGUCUGGACGCCCCGGCCCCCAGGUUUGAGCGUGAGCGCCUGUCACCUCUUCACCAGAAGGACUCAGCAGAUAUGAGCCCCAUCCCACGCUUUGAGAGCCCCAACAGCGAGCACUCCGACGACGGGCCCCUCAAUCUCGAUGUCGCCCCUCCUCACCCACCCCCUCCCCCCAAAUCCAUCCUCAAGGUGUCGGCCCGCGGGGGACCACUGGCUUCUGUCCGACAGCACAGCAACUCCCCGGGACACACGCCUCCCCAUGAUGGAGGACACCCACCCUCCCGAUACGACGGGCCCGAACACCUAGGCCCCCCCAGACCACACCCUCCGGGCUGGUUUGAUGACUCAUCACAGUUGAGUGGGCCUCACCACCAGGGUCCCGGCAGGUUCGAUGGUGGCGGGCCGCCUCAUCACAGCAUACCAGAGAGGUUCGAUGGCCCCGAUGGGCCCCACAUGUCACAUGGUCCAAUGAGAGGUGGGGAUGGUAUGGGGAGGUUUGAUGGUCACCCUCAGGGCCCUGGGAGGUUUGAUGGCCCCAUUGGCCAGCAGCCCCCAGUGAGGUUUGUAGGACAGGGGCCUGGACCGGGGCAAUUUGAGGGCCCGAUGCAGCGCUUUGAACCACCGCGGCGCUUCGAUAACAACAUGGCUCCUGGACCUGGGCCAGUGGGCUUCCAGCAGCAGCGACCUUUGCGCUUCGAGGGCCCUCCAAAUCAAAUGGGCUCCAUGAGGUUUGAGGGGCCCGGCCAGCCAGGUCCCAGGUAUGAUAUGCCCAACGUGCCCCAUCAAGGUGGGCCCCUGCACUUCGAGGCCCCUGCCGGGCAGCAGGGCCCCCCAAGGUUUCCUGCCCAACACAACUUGCAGCCUCCCAUGAGGCCGAUGGCCCCACCCAUUUACGAAAAUCCCAUGGGCCCCCAGCAGAACUUCAGCAUGGCCCCCCAGUGUUUCCCAGAAUCCAUGAACCCUCAGUUCCCUGCGGGGCCGAUGGCGUUCCCGACGCAGCCGAACCUGCAGGCAGGAAACUUCAACAUGCAGCCGGCUCCCUCAUUCAGUCAGCCGGGCCCCGCCCCCUUCUACAACCCCGCAGCUCCUGCCGUCGGCAUGCAGCAGCAGGUGAACAUGAUGGGAAACAUGAACCAGCCGUUCCUGCCCCAGAACCCGGUGCCUUUCAGACCUCAGACAGCUCCACAGGUCGUCCCUCCAGAGAACCACUUCGGUCAGGUUGACGUCAACGACCUGCUGUCCAAACUCAUCUCCACCGGCAUCAUCAAACCCUCGCAGCCCGACGCCGUGCCGACUCCCAGUAACGAAUCUUCCACCACAGCUCCAGCAGCUCCACCGGGGGGGGAGGAGGAGGAGGAGGAGGAGCAGGAGGUGGAGGAGGAGGAAGAUGUACCGGACCUCACCAGCUUCACCAUCGAUGACAUGAAACCGCGGUACGAGAGCGUGGUGACCAAGCUGUACUCAGGGAACCAGUGCUGUCUGUGCAGCAUGAGGUUCACCGCCGCUCAGACCGACAUGUACGCCGACCACCUGGACUGGCACUUCAGACAGAACCACGCCGGCAAGGUGGCCAGCAAGAAGGUCACACACCGCCGCUGGUACUACAGCCUCAGGGACUGGAUCGAGUUUGAGGAGAUCGCAGACCUGGAGGAGCGAGCGAAGAGUCAGUUCUUUGAGAAGGAGAAUGAGGAGGAGGUUCAGAAGAACCAGGCGGCCGCGAAGGAGAAGGAGUUCCAGAGUGUGAGAGCCACCAAGGACCAAGUGGGCGAGUCGUGUGAAAUCUGUCAGGAGCCGUUUGAGACGUACUGGGUGGAGGAGGAGGAGGACUGGUUCCUGAAGAACGCCAUCAGGGUGGACGACAAGAACUUCCAUCCUUCCUGUUUUGAAGAUUAUAAAAAUACGUCGUCGUAUCUCGAUGUCACGCCGUCGCCCAACAAGGUGCUCACCGAUCACCCGCUGAGCGUCUUCGUAAAGACCGAAGAAGAAGAGGAGGACACUUCCUGCGCCGCCGCCUCUGCCUCAGUCAAACAGGAAGCAGACUCUGAGGCCGACGAGCUUCCUGCUGUGAAAACAGAGGAGGAGCAGGAGGUUUUAACAGAUGAAGUGCAAUCAGAAGAAAAGAGAGUGUGACCACGCUGCUGCUGCUGCUCAGCCUCCGUCACUUUUUCCCUUUUGGAGGAAAAGGUGUUUUUAAGCAAGCGGAGGCGGAGCCUCGGCGACAUUCACUUCAAUACAUUUUUGUAUUUGGAUUGUGCGCGACCAUUUCAGGUCUCUGAGACUCCACCACUGAAACUGUCGAACAUUCAUGUUUUGUUUCCUUUGGGUCGAAGCUGUAAAUGAUUUAAUUUAUAAUUAAAGUAUUUUUGGUA
This is a messenger RNA of Toxotes jaculatrix (banded archerfish), 5230 nucleotides long. It is a transcript of the gene pcf11, whose product is annotated as PCF11 cleavage and polyadenylation factor subunit. Gene Ontology annotation, cellular component: mRNA cleavage factor complex; cytoplasm. The transcript has 17 exons. Bases 132 to 4991 code for a protein of 1619 amino acids. The record is from RefSeq and is a predicted model, not a curated record. Gene Ontology annotation, biological process: termination of RNA polymerase II transcription. Lineage: Eukaryota; Metazoa; Chordata; Actinopteri; Toxotidae. Gene Ontology annotation, molecular function: ubiquitin binding; mRNA binding; RNA polymerase II complex binding.